Messenger RNA from Lates calcarifer (barramundi perch), 1106 nucleotides. RefSeq lists its product as uncharacterized. NCBI's taxonomy places the organism in Eukaryota, Metazoa, Chordata, Actinopteri, Centropomidae. The transcript has 5 exons. The record is from RefSeq and is a predicted model, not a curated record. Bases 251 to 1006 code for a protein of 251 amino acids.
AGCACUAAGGCGUAACCUGUAAAUGAGAGAAGAUGUUUUCAAACAGACGGAUCAUUUUUCCUCCCACCCGACCUCUUUCGUGCUCAGACACCCAAAGCAAAGCGUGAGAUGUGGCUCUGGAAGUACACCAACACUGUGCACUUUCUAGGGCGCCAAGGGAGAGGUCUUUUAUCUGAGCAGGACAAAAGAUGUCACUUCUCUCUGAUUUGUUAGCGGUGGCUCUGCAGACAUUAUAUAUGUCGUGUCACGUAUGUUUUCAGAGUCAGAGACGAUCGUUGGAGUCAAGAUGAAGUUGCUUGCAGUGUUUCUGCUGGCAGUGCUGGGCUGCGGUCUGGCUGAAGGGCUGCUUGUGUCGAAAUGCGACCUGAGAGACCAACUGAGGAAGGCGAUCGCCAGCCGGAUAGAUAAGGAAAAGCAGCAACUGUCUGAGGAAACCCUGGCCAAGAUUGUCUGUCACGCGGAGACGGCAUCAGGUUUUAACACCAGUGUGAUCCAUGAGCUGAGCCCCGAGAUGGACAACCAUCAACACAGGAGGAGGAGGAAUGCUGGUUACGAGGGCAUAUUUGGCCUGGCUGAGUACGAAGGCACUGAAAGCACAAUCAGUCCCCACACUCAGGGGCGGCGGAGCGCCAAGGAGCAUCUAUCGCCCACCUGGCCUAAACCACCCACCAGACCUCAAUCACGUUACAGGACUACACCAGCCACCCAGCCUACACAUGAUGACAAGGAAGUCUGGACAUUAUAUGGCCUUUUCCAGCUCAGCAAUCACCUGGUCUGCAGUGACGGCACUACUCCAUCACCCAACAUCUGUGACAAAAACUGCAGCGACUUUGUUGAUGACGACAUUAAUGAUGACAUCAAAUGUGUGUUGGACUGCUUGAACAAAUUUCUUAAAGACGGCUUCAACAUGCAACAUGCCAAGGAGAUGAAAAGAAUGAUCAUGUUCAUCUUCCAGGAGGAGUGCAGAGGAGUGACAGCCUCUGAUUACUUCGCUGAAUGUGCAUAACCUAAAUUCAUUUCAUGCCAUAAGUAUCACUUAAGCAAUGAACCUUCUCUCAAAUGAGCAGCCAGUGAUUUAUGGCCAUAAUAAAGUGAAGCAUCUUUUA